AUGGGUGAGGACUCUGCCAACCAGACGUGGGUGGGUGAGUUCAUCCUCUUAGGGCUCUCCAGUGACUGGGACACUCAGGUCUUCCUCUUUGUCCUCAUCCUCGUCAUGUACUUCAUAACCGUUGUGGGGAAUUCCCUGAUUCUUCUCCUCAUCAGACUGGACAGCAGGCUUCAUACUCCCAUGUACUUCUUCCUCAGUGUUCUCUCCAUAGUGGACCUUUGCUAUGGGAAUAGCAUUGCCCCACAGAUGUUGGCUCACUUGGUUUCAACUGAAAAGCACAUCCCUUUCCGCAGCUGUGUGCUCCAGCUCUACGUCUCCUUGGCAUUGGGGGGUUCUGAGUUCUUCCUUCUAGGAGCUAUGUCCUAUGAUCGCUAUGUAGCAGUAUGCUACCCAUUGCACUACACCUUCAUCAUGGAUGGAGGACUGUGCCUGGGGCUGGCUGCCAGUUGCUUGAUGGCUGGUUUCUUGAAUUCACUGAUGGAGACAGUGAUCACCUUCCGCCUUCCUCUGUGUCACAACGUCAUUAAUCACUUCGCCUGUGAGACUCUUGCGGUGCUUCGGCUAGCCUGUGUAGACAUAUCUUUCAACAAGGCCAUGGUGGCCCUUUCAGGGUUCCUGGUGAUCAUGCUCCCCUGUUGCCUGGUACUGUUCUCUUAUACUCGCAUAGUCAUUGCCAUUAUGCACAUUCGCUCUACUCAGGGGCGUCACAAAGCCUUUGGCACUUGUGCCUCUCACCUCACUGUGGUUUGCAUGUGCUUUGGGGCCACAAUCUUCACCUACCUAGGGCCACGUUCUGCCUCCUCUGAGGACAAGGAGAAGAUGGUUGCUCUGUUUUACGCUGUGGUGGCACCCAUGUUGAACCCCGUGAUCUAUAGCUUGAGGAAUAAAGAAGUCACGGCUGCUCUUAGGAAACUUGUUGGAAAAUUAAGGUAA
Molecule: messenger RNA, 933 nt
Organism: Acomys russatus (golden spiny mouse)
Lineage: Eukaryota; Metazoa; Chordata; Mammalia; Rodentia; Muridae
Product: olfactory receptor-like protein OLF3
Exons: 1
Coding region: 1-933 (310 amino acids)
Biological process (GO): G protein-coupled receptor signaling pathway
Cellular component (GO): membrane
Molecular function (GO): olfactory receptor activity; G protein-coupled receptor activity
Source: RefSeq, a predicted model, not a curated record